CCCACCGCACGCGGCCCAGAGCCCACUAACUCCGUCUCGAUCUCCUCGUCCCUGUAUCCCCGGCUCCCCGCGCCGCCCUCGCCGGAGAGGAGCCCCUCCGCCAUCCGCGGCAAUGGCGUUCUCCUUCUCCUCGCCGGCGCAGCAGAAUCCUUUCCAGACGCCAACGCAGCAGAAUCCGUUUCAAACCCCAGCGCCGCAGAACCCGUUUCAGACUCCGGCGCCGGCGCAGACUCAGGCGCCGGCGCAGUCGCCUUCGCCGUUCCAGUUUAACUUCCAGCAACCCCAGCAGCAGCAGCAGCAGCAACAACAACAGCAGCAGCAGCAGCAACUGGCCGCGCCGACGGCGCAGCCUCAGCAGCAGCAGCAGCCGCAGCUGAUGCUGUAUACAAAGGAGGGGAAGCCCGCAGGGUACAACACAAAGUGGGAUGAGCUCCACGCCGACUCGCAGAAGGCGCUGCUUCAGAUCGAGGAUAAAAUAAGGGAGUACAAGGACGAGAGUGAAAGGUUGGAUCAGUGCAGUCGCCUUCAUGACUCCUCAAUCUCGAAUGUCAAUUUUGAGCUCGAUGCAAGUCACAUUGCUCAGGAACUCGCAGGGACUGCAACUGUAAUUGAGAGAGAGAAGGCAUCUGUUCAGGAGUUGAUGACUGUUGUCAAUGAAAUGAUGUGGAACACAGAAUUUGCUAUUCGCUCAUAUAUGAUGUUGAGACCAAGGUUCCUCAAAUCAGCCACAGGUUCUUCAAAUCCUUCUGGACCUGCUGGAGCUCUGCCCAAUCAGCCUGGACCAACCAAUGAUUUCUAUAGUGGUGUCCCAAAGAGGCCUUCCCUUUUUAUGCUGCAAACUGUCAACAAGUUUGAGAAGUAUCUUGACGAAUGCUGCAAGUGGAUUACUGAACUAGAGCAGCUGGUUCAAAUCGAGAGCAAUAAAAGAUCAUCAUCUUCUGUGGAAUCUCUACCAAAAGUUAUGUCGAAUGUGCAUGACUAUUUCAUCUAUGUCGCUUCAAAGGUGGAAAAUCUUCAUCAGUAUGUUGUGUCGAUGAAAACUGAAUAUCUACACGGUCAGCGCCGUCUGGGCAAUGCAAAUGAUCCAUUUCUAGAGGCAAAUAGAAGAGAAGCAGCCAAAGAAGAAGCAGCUGCCAAAAGGGUUCAUCCGACAUUGCAUUUGCCUGCUCCUGUACAGCCCACAACACAAAUUGCUGCACCAGCAACAAGCCAACCACAGCAAUCUUUGCUCCCUUCUGGAGGAACUUCCUCGAGUGCCUUCACAGCUUUUAGCAUGCUGGCGGCCUCUGCUCCAUCCACUUCAAGUCUCUUUUCAACACCAACAACUUCAAGUCUCACAACUAACCUUUUCGGUACAACUGGAUCAGCCUCGCUGUCGACACCAUUUGGGACAUCCUCCACUCCUACUCUUGGAUCAACACCAACUCCGUCUGGAUUUGGGGGUAUCACCCCAUCUUUUCCUUCAACGCCUGCUUUAACUGGAACUUCACUAUUCUCUACGCCAUUUGGAGGUGGGGCUACAGCUUCAGGGUCCAGCUUUGGUGGCACAUCUAAAGGGAGGUCAAAGGCCCGAGGCCGGCGCUAGAGGUGACUUGAUCUUGAUCGGCCGUGAAAUGCGGGUGGGCGCCUCUUGUAUCUCCUGUCUAGUGAGAAAAGAAAAACUUGUAAUUAAUUUUCCAGGCAAUUGUACUAGUGGAGCUUGAGUGACUAUCUAUGUAGUCAAUUGCUUGGCACCAGAUUCAUUUUGUCUAACGCUUGUUGCUAGCAUCGUUCUGGCUGUGGACCUCCUUCAGUGUUAACAAGAACUAAGCAUUCCUAUUUUUAGAGGCAAGAGUUGUAAACUUGUAAUAGCACAGCUAGUUUGUGAUUGUUCUCAAGUAAUUUCAAGCCGAUGCUGGCUGCAGAACCUUGGUCUCGAA
Messenger RNA from Triticum dicoccoides, 1919 nucleotides. RefSeq names its product nuclear pore complex protein NUP58-like. Gene Ontology annotation, molecular function: structural constituent of nuclear pore. The record is from RefSeq and is a predicted model, not a curated record. The transcript is spliced from 6 exons. NCBI's taxonomy places the organism in Eukaryota, Viridiplantae, Streptophyta, Magnoliopsida, Poales, Poaceae. Gene Ontology annotation, biological process: nucleocytoplasmic transport. The coding region runs from base 113 to 1585 and encodes 490 amino acids. Gene Ontology annotation, cellular component: nuclear pore.